Molecule: messenger RNA, 456 nt
Organism: Parnassius apollo (apollo)
Lineage: Eukaryota; Metazoa; Arthropoda; Insecta; Lepidoptera; Papilionidae
Source: the annotation of a GenBank genome assembly
AUGGAAUUUCAAGUAAAAGAAGUUAUUCUAGCACCUGAUAGACGAGGACGUAAGAAAAUAUCCGAUAAAUCUACUUGGAAGAGAGAAAUUGAAAAAUCAAAACGAUUUUUCCUGAGAAAGGAUAAGAAUAAUAAAAUUGGAAUCAAAGAGGAACCUAAUUAUGUAUCUGAAGUGGUCAACUAUGGGAAUGUUUGUAAAAGAGGAAAGUCUUAUGAAAAUAUUAAACCUACGUUGAUGAAUAUUGGAGUUCCUGUAAAAACAGAAAAAUUAAAUGACGUCAGAAAACUAUUGAUUAAACAUUUCGAAGAAGACUGGAUUACUAUUGAAAAUCUUCAAUAUUAUAAGUUUUUACAAGAAGAAGAAAAUGAAAGUAAUUUAAUAGAAACUGACUCUGAAGAAACUCUAAUGGAAGAUGAAAUAGAUAUAAGAGUGUUAUUAAAAUUAUUAAUAACUUAG